This is a messenger RNA of Prorocentrum cordatum, 1268 nucleotides long. The record is from the annotation of a GenBank genome assembly. Lineage: Eukaryota; Dinophyceae; Prorocentrales; Prorocentraceae.
CAGGUCUCAGAUUUCGCCAGGGAGAAGCGAAGUCACGACGACGUCCUGCGGGCCCUGAAGGACGAGAUGAAGCAGCAGCGUCAGCAGUUCGAAAGCCGCAUGACGUCUUUCCAGGAGCAGUUCGAGGAGUACAAGGCCAAGACUACGGCCGAGCUCCAGGUGCAGGAGAUCCUGAACGCCCGCCGUGCGGAGGCCCUGAGGAACAUGGAGGACGAGCGGCAGCGCCACGUCAAGGCGCGGACAAAGCCGACGGCGCGCAUCUCUGCGCUCGCUCCGAUUGCGAACCCCAUGCUCGGGUCCGCCCCGCCCAGCGGCAUCGCGCCCGUGGCGAACCCGUUGCUCGGCUCUGGCCCGCCCGGCGCCGAGCUCACCAGCCUCCCGAACGGGGAUGCGGACGAGGAGUCUGAGGCGCGGUACGAGCAGUACAUGCUCGCGAAGGACCAUCGGGGGUACCGGGUGGACGACAUGGGCAUGGACACGGCCUGGCGGGACUACCAGCUGAGCCAGCCGGCGCCAUCGACGCUCCCGGCGCGAAAGGCAAUGCCCAAGUUCCGGGUCGAGCGGGCGCGCAAGGCGAACUCGGUCGGCCCCCACGCGCCCGUCGCCACGGAGGAGGGGACGCGCUGAGGCCCGAGCACAGCGUGCGGCCCGUGCCGCUGAGGCAGCUGGAGCUGCCCGCGCCGCACACGGCCCGGUGAGCGAGCGCGCGUCCCCCGCCCCCCUCUUGGACGCCCCCUCUCUUGGCCGCGCCCGCUCCUCGCCGCGGCUGCCGGGGCUCCCUCCGUCACCCGGCAGCGCGCCCGAGGGGGGCAGGGCAACGGGGUGGCGGCCCUCCCGAGGAAGCACGCGAGAAUCCAGGCUUCCCAGAUGGUCAGGGGCAUCCAUGGAGGAGGGGCCGAGCGUGGGCGGCCUUGCCCGCGGUAGGACGGCCUCCUGCCCGAGACGCGGUGCCGUGCUUCUCACGACGCCGCGCCCUGUCCGCCCUGGCUCCCCACCUUCGGGGGAGGACCAAAGGCAUCAAGCGGGCACUUUCGGACGCAAAGUCUGCGCAUUUCCGGCGCCUCGUUUUUCCAUAGUUUCCGGCCUCUCAGGGCCCCUGCCGGGCCUCGGGAACGCAACAAAGAACGAUUCGGCAGUGACAACCUGGAAGUGGUCGAGAGCUCCUGCGCCUCGAGCCGCCAGAUGUCUGCGUCAUCAUAUCCGUGCUCAGUGGUCUCUUCUUCUCCUUGUGCGGAGCGCACCAGACAAGCUCUCUCGGCAUCGUUCGG